UAUCCAUGGUAGUUACAUCAACGAGAGCGUGAACUUUUGCGUUUAAACUGUGGACAAUACAAUCACAACAAUGAUGCAGUCAGAAAGAGACCCCUACCCUUUUCCAAGAUUACAAAACGAUGAGAAUUUCUAUGGACCAAGCUCCACAGAGCAAAAGGCAUAUGACGUUCCAGUCCACCUUGCUCAGAAUGAAGAUCCAUGGAACAGACUGAAUGGUACCUGUACACUGGCUUCUUCUCGUAGGGAAAUUUACCACAUGGAUCCCAAGGCCCCCCGAGACAGCCUCGAUUUUGUCCUUAAGUCUAAAUAUAACCAUCAUGAGGAAUUCCUUAGGGCAAAAAACGAAACUCUCAUCCAACCAGAAACAGCUGGUGAAGAUACUGGACGAGUAUUAAAAAAUCGUGAGGUUGAAAUUAUUGUGCCAAAACCCUACCUGAACCAUCCUCUUUUAGUAAUAGAGCAGAAAAAGAAAGAUAGCAUCCAUUCAAUUGAAAAUGCAAUUGAGGGUCACCAUACACAAACAACAAACAGAGGUUAUACUAGAAAACCUGACGGGGGCUUCUUCUCUUCUUAGACUUAAAUAAUGACAUCUAUUUACAAAAGUUAAAAUCUCAUCAUAAAAUGCACAUAAUGUAUUGUAUUGUAAAACAAUGUCGAGCGAAACUGCGUCUUAAUAAUAUAGACAUAAGAUGUAAAAAUUAUAGUAAGAUAUGAUUUAUAUUGGAAUCAGCAAUACACAAACUAAUGUAAUCAACAACAAACAAAGUUUGAUUUCAGUUAAAAGAACAAGACGGAAAGAUGAGAUACAGUUACAUUUAGAAUUAAACAAAUUCAAGAUCGUUUUACAAUUGAAAUUGUUUUUAAAAAAAAUACAAACCUUUUUUUGUUUUGUACAAAGUAGCUAAAUAAUGAUAUCAGAUACAUUAACAUAUUUUUUAAGUGGUACGUUAUACAAACAACCUUCAACACCAAAUCCGUGGAUAUAUUUACAGGUUUUUUCUUUCUAUCCUUUCCUCUUCUUUUUAAGCUUAUUUCUUCUUUCUAUCCUUUUCCUCUUCCCCAACAGAGAGUCCUCAUUGUGCUGGUACGAACGGCGGCUACUCCCGAAAACACGACGGCGGAUUCUACUGCACUUAAUUAACUACUGCUUUAU
Messenger RNA from Saccostrea echinata, 1153 nucleotides. RefSeq names its product protein CFAP276-like. The record is from RefSeq and is a predicted model, not a curated record. The transcript is spliced from 4 exons. Lineage: Eukaryota; Metazoa; Mollusca; Bivalvia; Ostreida; Ostreidae. Bases 71 to 574 code for a protein of 167 amino acids.